Molecule: messenger RNA, 3548 nt
Organism: Porites evermanni
Lineage: Eukaryota; Metazoa; Cnidaria; Anthozoa; Scleractinia; Poritidae
Source: the annotation of a GenBank genome assembly
AUGGCUGAGACAUCACCAACAAUUAUUGUUGGUGAUGUCUCAGCCAUGGAUUUUUCUCUCACUUUGCUAUCCCAUGAGAAUGGGAUGGAAAUUCUUUUCAGCAGAAUCGACUCCUCUAGUCAUACAGCAGUCUCCUGUGACCUGGGAAGUUAUUGUCUUUGUCUUCACACUGUACUUUAUCUGCUUAUUUAUUUUCUUGUUCGUAUUUUUUUUAUUAUUAGUAGUAGUAGUAGUAUAUUUCCAAAUCAGUCACUUGGAACCUUUUUUCACAGAUACCGUAUUCCGAUUCAGUUUCCAUGAUUCCGUUUCUGGAUUUCAUAUUACGGGUUUGGUAUUUUGUUCUCAAAGCUGUUGUGAAAUUUUAUUUUUUGUGGCUGCAGAAGGCAUGCUCAUAUAGUUUUUAUGGUCCAUGCCUGAUAUAAAACCAUACAUAGAUUGGAAAAAAAUUAUUAGUGGAUUGAUUAAAAAGCUAUUGUGAUUGAAUUGAAUAAAUAUUUUUGUGAUUGGAUUGAAUGAGUAUUUUUUUAAGAGUCAUGACUAAAUUGAACUAAUAAACUGUACAUAUAGAAUUAAAUUAAAUGCCUUUUGGAUUCUUAUAACAUAAUUAUUUGCAAGAUUAAAUUAAAUGGUUGCAGCAAAUGGCAUGCCACAGUUAGGCCUUUUUAAUUGGCCUUGAAGGCUAACACCCUCCUUCAAGCCCUAGGAUUUCAAAUGCCAUGGAAAAUAAUUUUUUAGUUCCGUGCCCAGAGAUCAUGGGAUAAACCAUCUGUAACAAUUUUUUGGUUCUGUAAAAAUUCUUGGGAACCCACCUCCUAAAGGUUUCAAUUUCUCGUAGUCAUACUUUUUUCUUGGGUAUUAUAGGCGUUAAGCAGUAACAUGCAAUGCACUUUGGGAAAAAAUCAAGAUGGCGGACAAGAGAAAACUAUGUAUAAGCUGAGUCAUAUUAAAAGAAAGAAUUGCACUAGUAGUGUAGAAUCUCUGUGGAAAAAUAGUGAAUUUUUGUUCUGAAUUUCUGUUGAUCUCUAAGGCUGAAAAUGUCACUGGGAAACUAUAUUUCAGUUCCGUUAGUUUAAUUUAAGACAGCAGUAGAGAUACGAUACUGGAAAUGAUUGUUACUGUGAAAUCCUAGGGCUUGCCCCUCAGUCUCCAUAAUUCUUCAGAUCAUACUGAGCCCCAUCCAAUGAUUGCUGAAUAUCUUACUACAAAAAAACUUCUGCAGUGAAUGGGAAUAGUAGUUAGAAGUAGUUUCAGAUGUAUUGCACAUGUAGUAUUUGUCUCAGCUUUUUUAUGUAGUAUCCUCUGCAUUUCAAAUUUUCCUUCUCAGCUGAAAAAACAUCAACAGAAAAUAGAGAUGAUCCUAGACAGCAAAAAAAUUGACUAUGAUAAAGAAGAUAUUGCUGGCAAUGAAACCGCCAAAGCCAAAAUGAGAGAGAUAAUGGGUGAUCCAAAAGGCCUUCCACCUCAGCUGACAAAAGGAGAUGUGCAUCUGGGGGUGAGUAUCAUUAGAUUUUAACAAUUGAAUUAACCAGUUGAGCCACUCUACAGUUCCCUCCUUUGCAGGGCUUGAAAAAAGUCCCAAUUCCUAUUUAUAUUCACGACUAAGAGAUGGGAAUGGGUGUGCAGCUCGAACUAUGGAGCCUGAAUGUUUAAUGCCGUCCAAAUAUCAUACAAAGUUCAACAUCAUAACUAAUGAAUGAUAUACAAAUAUUCCUAAAUAAAGUCACUCAGGCUAAACUAAUCACGUGCGCCGCCUGAUACGAAAAACCCAAAAACCCAAUGGGAAAAAAUUGGGAACGUAUUCCCCAACCGAUGCGGUCACACAACCUCUGGGGGUUAAAGGUAAAAAAUCAAUCGAUAGAUGAAUAAAGUAAGAUAUACAAAAUAAAAGUUGAUAGUUCGAGAGCUGAGAUGAAUACAUUACAACUGUCAAAACCUUAUAUACCUAAUAACAAUUGAGUCAAUUAACGCCAUAGCGGCUCACGUGCGUUCAUACCAAUAGGAAAGUAUUUUAAUACAUUCUCUGUCACUGCCACUACGUUUAGCUCCGCCGAAUGUAAAUACAUUUUUCUUGCUGGGAAAGGGACUUUGAAAGCUUACUUGCCCAAUAGGCAACGGUCGAAACAACUCAUCCUCCAAGGAAAUCACUAACUAAGACCAGCAAAAAGUGUCCCUGGACAAGCGAAAUGUGAGAGGACAAGCUGGAAUUCAAAACUCUGUUCGAGCCCAGCUUUGGAACAAACAUUAAGUGACCCUUUGCCGGGCUGUCAUUAAGAGCCGGGGGGAGGGGGGGGAGGGGCAGGGAUUUUCCCCAGCUACCUUCAUUGGAAAAUAGAAGAGAAAUAGAACCAAAAGAAAUCCCCAGCUGUUUGAUUCCCCGUCUACUUUUUGUAUUUACCCGGCAACUAGAAAUCCUAGUAACAACCCUGAUUUGUUAGAGAGAGUCGUGAAAUCAUCUGUUUGGGGGAAAGAGAGAUUAGAACAUUUCUACUAAAAAAAGACUUGCUAAGACCAACAAAAUCAAAUGAAAAAAAUAGAAGUGAAAAGUCUCAAACAAAAAAUGUAAACAAAGCAAAGGCCCUUCUCACUUCUUUUUUUCCGCUCUCUGACUUCGUGCCACAACACUUCACUAUAUGAACGCCUGGAGCCCAUUUCUCGAAAGACCCGGAAAUUUUUCGAGCUUUUUCGGGCCAGAAGGAAAAUUUUAAAACCAAAACCUGUUGAAUAUUACCACAGUUCCUAGCCUACAAACCAGUCCAAAUUGCUUUGAUAACUGAUAGUUUCAUUGUAUUAUUUUCAAAAUUACUGAAACUUUGACCUUGAAUGCAAACACAAAACAGCUUUCGGGGCACGAAAAGUUACCGGGACUUUCGAGAAACACGCUCUUGGGCCCGUUUCUCGAAAGUCUUCAUAUUUAACGGGCCCAGAAAGCUGUUGUCGUUUACCUUCAAGAUCGAAGUUUCAACAGUUUUUUAGCUUCGAAGGACGCUUUUUUUCUUGAUAGAUUUUGAUUCAAAUAUUUAAUUUAGGGCCGGAAAAGUUACCGGGACUUUCAAGAAACGGACCCUCGGAAAAGGAAACCGGUUGUUUCGAUACAAGUCGUUUCAAUAUGAACUCAAGCAGUGAAAUUGCAAAAACAUAUCGAUUACUUCAAGUAAAGGUUCCAAUUGAACAAGAAAAACAUUUUGGGUGAAUAUUCUUCGUACUUUAAGCCAAGUACCUAAAACUAUUUACACCUCGAAGGAAUUUGAAACUUGUACGGAAACGACCGUUAACCCUGGAACAAGCAUAAAUACAACUAUAUGUCUUUUAACUUGGUGAAUCAUAUCAUUUGUUGCUUUUUUUCUGUUUUCAGGGCUUUGCUGAGUUUGAACAAGCUGUUGAAAGUGAGGAGCUCGAAGUGUUCCUGAAACUGAAAUAAUUAAACAGCCAUGUAAUUUCUGAAUAUAAUAGUCUUUAUUUGAAAGCUCAUGCAUGUCGCCAGAUUAAGUUAAUUCUAUAACUAGUAAUACCGAGGGAACUUUCAAGGCAAUAAAACUAAUUUGUAAAUU